UUCUAGAGAGAGAAACCAACCCCCCCCCCCCAAAAAAAAAAAAAAGAAAAGAAAAAGAAAAUAAACUAGAGAGAGAAACAAAGACAAGAGAAAAAGUCAGAAAGAAACCGUGUGGUAAAGCUAAGGAUCUGACACAGAGAAAGAUGGUCUUGUUCACGAAUUUCUGGAUAAAGAAGUGAUCUUUGUUUUCAUUUUCCUGAUCAGUGGAAAUCAGGAUUGAAGAACAGUGUUCUCUACACUUUUUUUUUUGAAUAAAGAAAUGCUUGAGGGGGUUUGAUUAACUCAACGUUCGACAAAAAAUUAGGGGCCAAAAUGUAAAUUAGGGACAGAAAGGAAAAGUCAAGUAUGUCGUGCACACUGGAUAUGAUUUGUGGUUGUCCAUCGACCCAAGUGUAAAUAUUUUUUAUGCAACAAUUGAAGGAUUUAUUCAAAUAAGGAUACAAGUGUUUUGGAGCAAAUGUCAUUCCGUAGUAUAGUACGUGACAUGAGAGAUGGGUUUGGGAGUCUAUCAAGGCGGAGUUUUGAUCUGAGAUUGCCAGGUCAUCACAGAGGGAAAUCACAUAGCUCAGUUUGUGAGUUGAAUGACCAACCCGUGGUCAUCCAGAACAGUCGUUGGGCUGGCCUCCCCCCUGAGUUACUUCGGGAUGUGAUAAAGAGAUUGGAGGCAAGUGAGAGUACUUGGCCUGCUCGGAAGCAUGUUGUUGCAUGUGCUGCUGUGUGCCGGUCAUGGAGGGAAAUGUGUAAAGAAAUUGUCACAAGUCCUGAGUUCUCUGGGAAGAUUACUUUUCCAGUUUCAUUGAAGCAGCCAGGGCCUAGGGAUGGAACUAUUCAGUGCUUUAUUAAGAGGGACAAAUCGAACUUAACUUACCACCUUUUCCUUUGCCUUAGCCCUGCUUUGCUUGUUGAAAAUGGAAAGUUCCUGCUGUCUGCCAAACGGACCCGGAGAACUACUUGCACUGAAUAUGUAAUCUCCAUGGAUGCGGACAACAUAUCAAGAUCAAGUAAUACUUAUAUUGGAAAACUGAGGUCAAAUUUUCUAGGCACCAAGUUCAUAAUUUAUGAUACACAGCCACCUUAUAACAAUGCUCAACUUUCCCCACCUGGUCGAAGUCGAAGGUUCUACUCUAAAAAGGUUUCUCCAAAGGUCCCCACUGGAAGCUACAACAUUGCUCAGGUUACAUAUGAGCUCAAUGUCCUGGGCACCAGGGGUCCACGCAGGAUGCACUGCACAAUGCACUCAAUACCUGCCUCAUCCCUUGACCCAGGUGGUUUUGUCCCAGGCCAGCCUGAGCUCCUGCCUCGCUCUCUUGAGGAUUCAUUUAGGAGCAUUUCCUUCUCAAAGUCAAUCGAUAAUUCAACCGAGUUUAGCAGCGCUCGAUUCUCAGACAUUGUUGGACCCCGAGAUGAAGAAGAUGAGGGAAAAGAAAGGCCACUGGUUCUCAGGAAUAAAGCACCAAGAUGGCACGAGCAGUUGCAAUGUUGGUGCCUCAAUUUUCGUGGAAGAGUGACAGUUGCGUCGGUGAAGAAUUUCCAACUGAUUGCUGCUACACAGCCUGCGGCUGGUGCACCGACACCAUCGCAGCCUGCCCAAUCUGAUCAUGACAAAAUAAUUCUGCAGUUUGGCAAGGUUGGAAAGGAUAUGUUUACCAUGGAUUACCGAUAUCCUUUGUCUGCAUUCCAGGCAUUUGCUAUCUGCUUGAGCAGCUUUGACACUAAAUUGGCAUGUGAAUAGAAGGGGAAAAGAAACUAUGGUAAGAGAUAGAACAUUUUAGUUGCUAAGCCAUUUUCUUUUUCUAGGGUUUUAUAGGAUGGAAUUGGUGUAUGCAGUCACACUGUACAACUCAUUGUCAACUGGAAAGUGCAGAACAGUUAAUAUGCACAUUGGAGAGGACUCUUCCAUUCUCACCCUUUCUUUCUUUGUUCUUCUUGUAUUAGUUUGAAAUGGUUCGUUGUGUUAUCUACUGGUGUUUAACUUUGUUCCUCUUACAAGGAAAGAAAAGAGAGGAAAGGAAAAAAAAAAGAUUAAGACUUGGAAAGUGUGUUUCACAGCAUCUUUAAGCAAAUUUGACUCUGAAGGCCAAGUCUCUUGGGGACGAGACCAUGUACUUGUAUCUUUGUUGCCUUUUAUUUUAGGUUAGUUGUAUACUUCAACUACGGAUUGAUUUAAUUUUAACUAUAAUUUUUCUUCUUCUUCUUCUU
Messenger RNA from Ricinus communis (castor bean), 2199 nucleotides. RefSeq names its product tubby-like F-box protein 8. Bases 458 to 1732 code for a protein of 424 amino acids. The record is from RefSeq and is a predicted model, not a curated record. NCBI's taxonomy places the organism in Eukaryota, Viridiplantae, Streptophyta, Magnoliopsida, Malpighiales, Euphorbiaceae. Gene Ontology annotation, molecular function: protein binding. The transcript is spliced from 7 exons.